This is a messenger RNA of Amborella trichopoda, 2273 nucleotides long. RefSeq lists its product as uncharacterized. The record is from RefSeq and is a predicted model, not a curated record. Lineage: Eukaryota; Viridiplantae; Streptophyta; Magnoliopsida; Amborellales; Amborellaceae.
UCGUGUCCUCUUCCAUUCUCUCUCUCUAUCCUCAAUCCACCUCUCUCUCUAUCUCACAAUCUCUCUUCCAUUAUCUCUCUACUUUUUAAAACUCUGAACGCAAACACCAAUUUCCCUCCUUAAACAAUCUCAUUAAGAUCUGUCAAAGCCUCAGUAAAGGCCAUUGCCAAAAGCCAUUGUGAAACCCUAGAAAUAAAAAAAAAACCCAUGACCCCAUUCUCUGCAACUGCUUGGAUUGAUCCUCCUUAACGCCUGCCUGAAACCCUAAGUUACCAGAAAUUUCAGAGCAAAAAAAGGAAAAAAAAAAAGGCUUCAUGUCUUGGCAAUGGGCACACCAGAGAGGACUCUCAUGGCCGUGGAGGCCUGAGGUUUUGGAAUUCUAGUGUAAAAAGGGAUGUUUUCGCCAUGGGCAAGGCUGAAGAGGAGCAAGGGGUGCUUUCCAUUGAUGUCUUUGUGCGAGAAGAGCUCAGCCAUGGCUGUGAAGCGUGUAAAGGAUUUAUUAGUUUCAGAUGCUUCCUUCUUUUGUUUCUUGGGGUUUCUGUUCUUCUCUCCUCCAUGUUCUGGUUACCUCCAUUUUUUCCAAGGCAUCGGCCAUUCACCAAGGGUCAUUUUGGAGCUACGAUAGAAGCAAGCUUUAAACUUGAAAAAUCAGUCUUGUUUCUGAAUGCAAACAUCCCAAGGCUUGAGUAUGACAUCCUCGAAGAAAUAGGUGUCACAGACUCCAGGGUGGUCAUAUUAUCUCUUGAACAGUUGCCUGGGUCAAAUUGGACUAAUGUGGUGUUUGGGGUCCUUCCAUCUACCAAGAACACAACUAUAUCUUCUGCUGGGUUGAGCAUAUUAAGGGCCUCUUUUGUGGAAUUGGUUUUAGAGCAGUCCAAACUAAUCUUGACGCCAUCCAUAUUUGGAUCCCCUUCCUUUUUCCAGGUGUUGAGGUAUCCUGGUGGCAUAACAGUUGUCCCUCCUCAAAAUGCAUUUCUUUUGCAGCAAGUGCAGAUUCUUUUCAACUUCACCUUAAAUAAUUCUGUAUAUCAGAUUCAAGAGAAUCUUGAUGAGUUAAAGAACCAGUUGAAGAGUGGGCUGCAUCUUGAGUCUUAUGAGAAUCUAUAUGUUGAAUUGACCAAUUUGAAUGGUUCCACGGUGGCUCCUCCAAUCAUAGUUCAGGCAUCAAUUGUGCGUACAGUCCGCAACCUCCCACUUGCCCAGCCAAGGCUAAAACAGUUGGCCCAAACCAUCACUGGCUCUCCAGCCAAAAACCUAGGGCUUGAUCAUUCUGUCUUUGGUAAAGUGAAGCAAAUCCAGCUCUCCUCCUUUCUUCAACACUCUCUCAAUAAUAGCACGAGCCCGGCUCCAUCACCCCAAUAUCAAGGCUCGCCACCACCACCACACCACCACCACCACCACCACCACCACCACCACCAUCACCAUCACCACCACCAUCACCAUCACUCUCACUCUCACCAUUGCCACCACGAUGGUCAAGCUGCUCAGUCAUCCCAAGCUUCUCCUCCUCACUCUUCUUAUUCUUUUCCUCGCUAUUCAUCUAUUCCUCGCAAUCACAAGGUGGCCCCACCACCCUUCACAUCGCCCGAGUAUAGUACUAGGCGGCCGAGAAAUGGAGCCUGGAAAGGGGGUCAAGGAGACAUUCAUUUUCCAGCUUUUCCCCCUUGUGGCGAUUUGCAGCCCAAGAAAAGGCAUGGAGCUCACCCUCCUGUGCCCCCCUCUUCCGACUUGCUUGCAGGACCUUCACCACUGCCUGCAGUGUUCUUUGCACGUGUUAUACCUCCUCAGGGUGCCAGCACUAUACCACCUGCCUCCUCAGCUUUCGCGCCAUUGCCAUCUUCGGCGUCUACUACCAGGAUGAGUGUCUCAUUGGUGCUUGUCGCCUUGUCGUCAUGGGGUGCUUUAUUACUGUGUAAUUUGAGGUGAGAUGGGAGCAGUUUUGUCUCAAAGGCCCCACCUCAGGUUGCAAAGCGACCCGGUGGUUUCUGUUCUUGAAUCACAUACAAGAAUAGCCGAUGUGGGUGAAAACCUGCUGCCACUUUGAAGGUUGGUAUUUUUCUGUGUAUAUACGCGAUAUAUUUUCGGUGUAUCUCAGCAGGCUGUGUUGUAUUUGAGGUCAAAGCCACAGAGGUGGCAGUCCUCUCCUUUGUUGCAUAUGUGAUGUUGUAACUCUUUCUCCACGGUGAAAAAGAAGGGGUUUGGCCUGUAUUACAGGCAAUGUUUUCCGUAUUUACCUGCCCCAACAAUUCACCAUUCUCACUUUCUUUAGGGCU